UUGCAUUCUUUGGGUGAUCUCCCGAUAAGUAUUUGUUGCACGACGUAGGCGGGGUAGGGGUAAUGUAGCCUGUGGAAAAUGCCCCCAAACGUUAAAGGACUUGGUCAGGGUCACUUAGGGAGCUAGUGGCGGAAGGGGAACCUUCCCAUGUACGUGUGGUGUAAUUGUUUUCCAAGGAGCUGACUUGCAGAUGUCUCCUUUUCUUACAUUUAUCGGUCAUUGAACCAAAGCAAGCUUGGUGAAGUUGUCAUUUAUCUAGUUAACCGUAGAGUCCAAGAGAGAACGCCCCCCGCAGAUCAGUUUAAAUUACAAUUUUAGCAAUAUAUUAAGAGCAAGCUACUGUUUAUUCUGCCGCUUGAUUUCUGUGACCUCAGGGGCUGGUUUACGAGGCUGUGAAAUACUGUUGUAAUAAAGAAAACGUGUAAACUUCUUUGCUCUGCUUUCCUUGUUCAUAAACAUCUAACUUAGUGUCUCCUUCAGACUAUAGGAUUUCUCACAGACGAUAGACUAUAGCAAGGAGUAUAAUUUUCUGAGAAGUUCUAGAGCCUUAACUACUCAAUUGUUAAAAGUAAAACCAGCCAAAAUCCCCGUUUUUUGUCAAAAAUGGAUGGCAAAUGACUUAGAGAUCUGAAGAGAUUUCCUGGACACCACCCUUGCACUGCGUGGUGUUUGUUGAAAAAAUGUUUGGAAGAUUGACUUUUCCACAACUGCUUUUUGCUGGCAUCCUUGGAAUUGCUGGAGGAAUAUAUAUUUAUCAACCAAUAUUUGAACAGUAUUCCAGGGAUCAGAAGAAAUUAAAAGAAAAGUUGAAACUGGUACAAGACUCAGAAGAGAAGAAAAGUUAAUACUAAAUGGAGUUGAACUGUAAUUGCUUAAAGUUUCAUUGAAAUUAUACAUUAACUAUAAUUAGUAAAAAGUUAUCGAAUAUAUUUUAAAUGUAAAUAAAUUCAUAGAUGAUGAUUUUAAAUUAGUUUUAAAACUAGCACUGUCAAUUUUAAUGUUUACUAUACUUUUAUUUGCUAUUUUAUUCCUUUUCACCAGGACAGAUUAGUAAUUUCCUCCUAAGCAAAUAUGAAUACCUUAAGGAAUAUUUUAUUUCCUAGUUGAAGGUUUUUUUAUGGGAAUGAGGCCUAUGCAUUGGCAGUCUAGACUGUAUAACUCUAGCUGGGAAUGUUGUUUACAGUAAUGUUUAUAAAUGAAGUUAACCAUGUUAACUUAAGGCAGAAUGCCCCUCAGCCUACAAUUAGCCUGCUUUACUAUACUUUAGCACUGUUUUGAUCCCAGCCCUUUCUAAUCCCAGGCAGAACGGAGGAAUAAAUUGAGAAUUGGGGUGGCUCAGAUCCAAUGGAGGUUUUUGAGAAGGUAGAAUGUUUUUGGCAAGCGUGACACAGCUCUGUUUACUUAACCCACUAAGCAAAUUUGCGUUAUAAUGGUGGUCAGGGAGGAGUUAAUUUAUUAUGAAGCUGUUCAUAUAGUUAAAGGGUUUUUUGGAAAUUGCUAAAAACUGAUAUUUAAUUUUAUAUUUUCAAUGAGAGCUUAAAUGUAAUCACAUGUGUACAAAAUGCUUUAAAUUAACUUAUUUCUUAUUAUUGAUUUUUUUUGAAAAAUAAAUAACUUAAU
Hippopotamus amphibius kiboko is the source of this 1620-nucleotide messenger RNA. It is a transcript of the gene PIGBOS1, whose product is annotated as PIGB opposite strand 1. The transcript is spliced from 2 exons. NCBI's taxonomy places the organism in Eukaryota, Metazoa, Chordata, Mammalia, Artiodactyla, Hippopotamidae. The coding region runs from base 681 to 845 and encodes 54 amino acids. The record is from RefSeq and is a predicted model, not a curated record.